Cydia strobilella is the source of this 4767-nucleotide messenger RNA. RefSeq names its product cytochrome P450 18a1-like. The record is from RefSeq and is a predicted model, not a curated record. NCBI's taxonomy places the organism in Eukaryota, Metazoa, Arthropoda, Insecta, Lepidoptera, Tortricidae. Gene Ontology annotation, biological process: xenobiotic metabolic process. Gene Ontology annotation, cellular component: cytoplasm; intracellular membrane-bounded organelle. Gene Ontology annotation, molecular function: iron ion binding; oxidoreductase activity, acting on paired donors, with incorporation or reduction of molecular oxygen, reduced flavin or flavoprotein as one donor, and incorporation of one atom of oxygen; heme binding. Bases 161 to 1717 code for a protein of 518 amino acids. The transcript has 7 exons.
UGCAAUAUCAAGGACAGUUCUAGUGUUAUCGAACUUUAACGCGUAGUGUGAUAUUAAAGUAUAUACUUCUUCUUCUUCUAGGUACACAAAUCCAAGGUAGAUACGUCGCCUUCUCAUAAAUCUGCUCGCUCGCUACGUUGUAGCAAAAUCUAACACUAGAAUGUUUCAAGACCUUGAGCACUAUUUUCGAGGGAUGCUAUCGUCGUUUACUCCUGACUUAUUGAAAAUAUUUAUGAAUACUUUCAACGUACUGUUUCUCUGUACUUUAUUUAUUAUAUGUGCAAGUAUUUAUAACGCGUGGAAUCUACCGCCAGGGCCAUGGGGGUUGCCAUUUUUGGGAAGUUUGCCAUGGAUGGGGCGCGGUGCGCCUCACUCCUGGCUCCUACAGCAAGCUGCUCUCUACGGCGACCUCACUUCAGUGCAACUUGGCUCCAACCUGAUGGUCUGCAUCGGAUCUUCCAGAAUUCUGAGAGACCUGUUCAACCGACCUGACUCUAUUAGCCGACCGCAUACGCCUCUCAAUAACUUGUUGUGUGGACGAGGAAUCGUUCUCAGCGAAGGUCUGCUCUGGAGGAAGCAGCGUCAGUUUCUGCACGAAAAGUUUCGCGCUCUUGGUGCCAGCAGUGUUGGUAUCAACCAGAGAUUUGAACAUUGCGUCAUGGUGGAGAUAGAAGAACUUUUAGCAAAGUUUCAAAGCACGAGGGAGCAGCCGAUAGACCCGACGAAUGUCCUGGGCAGGCAUGUCCACAACGUCAUAUGCCAGCUGAUGAUGAGCUUCCGUUUUAAAGAACAAGACCCUGAGUUCAAGACCUUCAAUGAGCGGGUCACAAAAGGCAUGGAGCUGUACGGAGCCAUACAUAUCGGGGAGCAUGUGCCGGCCUACUUGUACCUACCAGGCAAAAAGUCAGUGUUAAAGGAAAUCCGGCGAAAUCUGCAAGAUGUGAGCGAAUUUCACGUGCGGAAAGUGACCGAACGCCGAAGACAACUCUUGGGUAUCAACAUGGAUCACCACGAGCCAGCUGAUCUGUUGGACUAUUACUUGCUCGAGUUACGAAAAAAUUCUGCAGGUUCCAAACUCUUUGACGGAGUCGAUCCAGAUGAACAGAUAGUCCAAGUAUUCAACGACCUUUUCUCCGCUGGCAUGGAAACCGUCCGGACGAGCCUGCUGUGGGCCUUACUGAUGAUGCUCCGAAACCCGUCGGUAGAGGCCACGGUGCGCGCUGCGCUCGCCGAAGUACUCGAGCCAGGGCAACUGGUCACCUUGGACCACCGUGCGAGGCUGUACUAUAUUGAAGCUGUGUUGUAUGAAACUCUGAGGAUGGUGUCAGUGGUGCCGUUGGGAACGACGCAUGUUAAUUCUUCUGUUUGGAACGUUAAUGGCUACAACAUUCCGGCCGGCACCCACCUAGUGCCACUAUUGAACAAGAUCAACAUGGACCCCGAAUUCUUUCCCGACCCCAACAACUUUACCCCAGAGAGGUUUAUAAAAGACGGUAAGGUGGAACUCCCUGACACCUUUAUACCAUUCGGUGUCGGUCGCCGUUUGUGCCUUGGGGAGCAAAUGGCUAAGACAGAAAUCUUCUUAUUCUUUGCAAACAUUAUGAAUGGUUAUAAGUUUUAUUUACCAGAAGGUGAACCUAUGCCAGAAUUGGAAGGCGUUAUGGCCACUUUUCAUGCUCCUUUACCUUAUAAAUUAUGCUUUAAAAAAAUUGAAUAAUUCAUUUGUGAUCCAUUUCUUCAAUGAGAAAUGAUUCAACAUUUAGUAUAGGUGACUCUUGUUAGUAUGUAAUUGACAUUAUUGUUUUAUAUCGUACGGUCAGUGAUCUAAAACUGUCUAAAAAGAAGCAUCAAUUGAACACGUUAUGUUCAUAUCAUACUCUGAAAAGCCUACUUUUCAUGUUAUUUAUUGUAUAAUACGGUUGUACAAUAAGUAUGUACCGAAUUAGUUCAUACAAAUAAAAAUGUAGACGUCGGGAAGAUCGAGGCACAAACUCUUAUUAGAAACGGGAUUAUAUUUUGAAUUUGAAGCUAGUAGGUAAGGUACCUACGUAUGGAUGAGUAAACAACAAUUUUACCCUGUAUAUAAAUCAGAAAAUAGUUAAAAUUUAUAAAAAUGUAAUAGGGUAGGUAGGUAUAUCUUAUAUUUAUCUAGGAAUAUAGAACUUUGUCAACAGAUAGGCAAAUUAUGUAGGUAACUGUUAUAAUACCUUACCUAGAACCUAUAAGUAUUUUUCCUGUUAGGUUUAUAAUUUUAAAUUUUGGUAUUUUAUCAGUUUUGAUCUUCAUGAAUUUACCUAUAAAUGUAUUUUGAUUUAAUGCUUCAUGGUUACGAGUAUAUCCAGCCCAAAACAAGUAAGGGAAAAAUGUGAACUCGUAGUUUCCCGUUUACACUGGUCCUCUUUCUAUUUAUUUCUCAUAUGUGUGACCUGUUCGCGUGACCUGCUUACCAUCAGGCAGGCCAUAUGCUUGUUUGCCACCGACGUGGUAUAAAAAAGAUACCAGAAACCUUAGACCAUAGAUAACUGGACUAGCCUUUCAGUUACUUACCCCUCUAUCAAAACCAUUGCACAAUGUGCAAAUAAUCGUAUAAAAACAUUUCAAUGUGUGAUAUGUUUGUGUGCGUCUAAAUGAGAAUGUGUUAAUUUCUAUUCAUAUGUGCGUGUGUCUUCGUGUUUCGACACAGAUCUUUUUUGCAUGUGUGAGUAAUUUUUUGCAUGUGAUAUUUCUUCACAUCCCCGCAAAAUUCGGCAGAUAGUUUUGUACGCAAAUACGACAUAAGGCUAGUCCAGUAAUGUAUAGUCUAAGAAACCUAUGACUGGACUUGGUAAUCACACGUAACAUGAUCAUCUCUAUGUAUGUUAUCCCAUUGUUAAGGAGCCAAAUUACGAUUUUAUGUAGUUGCGUGAGUUGCGAACUACUUGGCGACUAUUAGAUAUCCGACUAUAAAUAAAAUAGGUAACUUAUUGAACAUAAAAAGCAAGAAGCCGUUUAUGCAUUUUUUUACAUACAGUAAAUUAAUUGACAGUGUGAAUCUAUUGUGCUAAUGAAUAGGUAACGGGAAUAUUAGUCGUAAAAUCGGGAACACUGAGUUACAAUUUACUUUAAAUAUGAGCAGAAAAACGUAUCGUUGAUUAACUUGAUAUUUUUCUCCACACAUUUAUUUUUAACAUCACAGGUCGGUUUUUUGUCUAGAAGUCUUCUAGAAAUCGAUUUUCGCUCAUGUCGUCUCGGACAUGGGUAUAUUUGAUAUCAGUGCAUUUAGUGUGAUGUCCUGAACACAAAUAUAUGAGAUGACAAGCGCAAGUGGUGGGGGUAGUUGCUGUGACGUCAUAAAGUCGGCAGUGCGAAGUUUUUUCUUUUUUCUUUUAAACAUACCAUGUGAGGUACCAAAUAAAAGGGCUUUGUAAUUAGAUCACAAAUAUAUAACAUACUGUAACAUUAUCACUACUUGAUCAAACAAAUUAUUAGAAAACGUUCAAAAAUUUCACAAUCCACAGUUAACUUUGAACUGCUCUAAAUUGAAAAUGACUGAAUGGAUUACUCCAAAUUUUAUACCAAAUGACUGUGAACAUCCUCUAUAUAAUGUCUGAGAAAAUUAUACUGUUAUUUAACUUGAUGUACUUUUUUUAUUUUUGGGUAUAUCUGGUUAAUUAUUUUAGACAUUAUAUAGAGGAUAUUCACAGUCAUUUGGUAUAAAAUUUGGAGUAAUCCAUUGAUUCAUUUUCAUUUUAGAGCAGUUCAAAGUUAACUGUGGAUUGUGCAAUUUUUGAACGUUUUCUAAUAAUUUGUUUGACUAAGUAGUGAAAAUGUUACAGUAUGUUAUAUAUUUGUGAUCUACUUACAAAGCCCUUUCAUUUGGUACCUCACAUGGUAUGUUUAAAAAAAAAACUGUACUGUCGACUUUAUGACGUCACAGAAACUACCCCCACCACUCGCGCUUGUCAUCUCAUAUAUUUGUGUUAAGGACAUCACACUAAAUGCACUGAUAUCAUAUAUACCUAUGUCUGCGACGACAUUAGCGAAAAGUAACCUAAAGCCUGUUCGGUCACCCUACUAUAACUUACGUACCUACUACAUCUUUAAAUACGAUGUUGGUUUUAAUUUGAGAUCAUGUGUUGAACUUGUGUUAACGUAAUCAUCAAGACAUAUUUUGUUUCAAAGAUCACGGGCAUGACUUUACUGAUAAUAAUAUUGUAUUUUGUUUGUAUUAAUUACAUUAGUAUUAAAAUGUCUUCAAUUGUUGUCUACUACUACUACUACGUCAUGUCAAGAUUAUUAUCUUUUAUGGCAUUAUAAUAUUUAUAAUCUUAAGUCAAUUGGUAUUGAUGCUUUACGUGUUUAUUAUUUAGCAAGUUACAUAAAUCUAUUAUUCUUUAAGAAAAUGACAAUUAAUUUUUGACAAUAUAAUCGCUGGUUGACUUUUAGUUUACAUUAUAUUACUUUUAGUAAGUAUUUGAUGUAGACCAUACAUUAAUAAAAACUACAUUGAAGAGCCUAUUUAAAACAAAAUGAAAUUGUAAAUUUAUAGCUCUUACAUUUCACGAAAGUGUUGACUAGCUCUCAUUAUUCUGAUUAAAGAAAAGUAAUUUUAUUAAUUCUACUCGCCUUUGUGAAGUGUCAGGACUAUACCUAAAUACUGUCCUUACCCAACACCUCAUUAAAUAUCCUGUUUAUGUAAAAGUGUUCUAAUCUUAUUUCAAUUAUAAGAUUCAUAUAUAACGUAAUCUUUUAUAAUUAAGGUAUUUUUUAAUACAUCAGAUAUGCUAG